Molecule: messenger RNA, 1694 nt
Organism: Ochotona princeps (American pika)
Lineage: Eukaryota; Metazoa; Chordata; Mammalia; Lagomorpha; Ochotonidae
Gene: GPR108
Product: G protein-coupled receptor 108
Exons: 17
Coding region: 17-1633 (538 amino acids)
Biological process (GO): transport
Cellular component (GO): Golgi apparatus; membrane
Source: RefSeq, a predicted model, not a curated record
GGUGGCAGCUCCAGCGAUGGCCGGGAGCGAGAGGAGGGGGCUCGGCGGCGGGUGUCCCUCCGGGCGCCGGGGGCCGGGUCUCCCGCCGCUGCCGCUGCUGCUGCUGCUGCUGGGCGGCUGCUCGGGGCGCAUCCACCAGCUGGCGCUGACGGGGGAGAAGCGAGCCGACAUCCCGCUCAACAGCUUCGGCUUCUAUGCCAACGGCUCCCUGGAGGUGGAGCUGAGCCUGCUGCGGCUGGGUCCCCUGGAGGCCCCGGAGAAGUCUCCCCUGGUGGGGUUCAGUCUGAACCGAGUUCACUCUGGCAGCAUGCGCUCCUACUCCACCCGGGACUCCCACGAGUGUGUUCUCCUAAGAAAUAGUAGCAGCUUCCUGGUCUUGUUCCUUAUCAACAUCAAGGACCUAAGGGUGCAGGUGCGGAAGUAUGGGGAGCAGAACAAGUUAUUCAUCUCUCCCGGGCUCCUGCCGGAUGUGCCCUCCAGGCUGGGGCUCCCCAAGCCAGAGUCAGUCCCGGGUGACGGGGGUGGGGCUCACCACGCUCCGUCCCCCCAGGUUCCCCGCGUCAAGGACCAGGAGCUGGUGCUGGACCUGGGCUACCUCAACAAUACCUACAACUUCAGCUUCCACGUGCUGAUCGGCUCCACGGAGGAGGAAGGCCAGUACAACCUCAACUUCCACAACUGCUAUAACUCCAUACCAGGACGGGAGCAUCCAUUCGACCUCUCGGUGAUGAUCCGCGAGAGGAACCCGGAGGGCUUCCUGUCGGCGGCGGAGAUCCCGCUUUUCAAGCUCUACCUGGUCAUGUCCACCUGCUUCCUGGCCGCCGGCGUCUUCUGGGUGUCGGUCCUCUGCCGGAACCCGUACAAUGUCUUCAAGAUCCACUGGCUCAUGGCGGCGCUGGCCUUCACCAAGAGUAUCGCCCUGCUCUUCCACAGCAUCAACUACUACUUCAUCAACAGCCAGGGCCACCCCAUCGAAGGACUCGCUGUCAUGCACUACAUCACGCGCCUGCUGAAGGGCACACUCCUCUUCAUCACCAUCGCCCUCAUCGGCUCCGGCUGGGCCUUCGUCAAGUACGUCUUGUCCGAUAAGGAGAAGAAAAUUUUCGGCCUCGUGAUCCCCCUGCAGGUCCUGGCCAACGUGGCCUACAUUGUCCUGGAGUCCCGCGAAGAGGGCGCCAGCGACUACGGGCUUUGGAAGCAGAUCCUGUUCCUGGUGGACCUCGUGUGCUGCGGAGCCAUCCUCUUCCCCGUGGUGUGGUCCAUCCGGCACCUCCAGGACGCGUCCGGCACCGACGGGAAGGUGGCAGUGAACCUGGCCAAGUUGAAGCUGUUCCGGCAUUACUACAUCAUGGUCAUCUGCUACAUCUACUUCACGCGCAUCAUCGCCAUCCUGCUGCGCGUGGCCGUGCCCUUUCAGUGGCAGUGGCUGUACCAGCUCCUGGUGGAGAGCUCCACGCUGGCCUUCUUCGUGCUCACCGGCUACAAGUUCCAGCCUGCGGGAAACAACCCGUACCUGCAGCUGCCCCAGGAUGACGAGGAGGACGUGCAGAUGGACCAAGUGAUGACCGACUCCGGGUUCCGGGAAGGCCUCUCCAAAGUCAACCAGACCAGCAGCGGACGGGAAGUGUCCUGACCCGCUCCGUGUCUGACCUGACCACGCUCCACUUCCUCCAUCUGCCGCCGAGCCGCCGUGG